AUGGACGCCCUCGGUCUGUUCCGGGCGUCAUUGCCUGGCGACAAAGAUGCGUCCAAAGUCGAGCCCUUCCCUACCACCUCAUCCGAGCCUGCAGACGCCGAAGCACAACGCACCGAACUACACGAAGCGACACACCUCUACCUGCCAAAGCCUACACCACUAUGCAUAAGCCUAGACUCAAAGACACGCUUCGUGCUAGAAGGCGACGAAGUCGACCUCCGCAGCGUGUACCUGGCAUGGGUGCACAGAGAACUCAACAUUCCGGACUACCUCGCCAAAUUCACCGAUCUCAACGCCAAACUCCCGGCAGACAAGCAAGCACGACAGUUGAGCUUCGUGGAAAGAAUUGAGCUGGUCUCCUGGCUCGAGGGAUCAGAGAGUUCAGACCUGGUAAAGCCACUUGAGAUUACCGCGGACAGUGCAGCCGCAUCUGGCACUGUUCCCGUUGUUGCAGGCACCGGCGCAGCAGUAACGCAGACCUCGAUCAACGGCCGCCCUGUCAAGGUGAUUGAUGCACGGUUACAGGCAAUCUACAAUGGGGAGCGGAAGAUGGGCGACCGAAACACGAUCCUGAGAGGCAUCAAGCCGACGGAUUUCUCACAUGUGCGAAAAUAUCGAGACCUAUUCAUGCCGAAGAAAAGCAAAGAUCCAAAGUCUGGACAAUUGCCCACGAGGUCAAUACCGCCGGGCAUGCCCAACAAGGGUGCCGUGUCCGCGAAACGAGUCGAUCCCAUCAUCAUGCUUUCGCCUUCGGCGUCUUCGCUGCUGCGCAUGUCCAACAUCAAGACCUUCCUCGACACAGGCCUGUUCGUGCCGUUUUCGCACCCAGAGCUGGCGAACCAGGGCGCGGCUAACCUCCUACACCUGACGAGACCGCUGAAGCAGAUCAGUGAGAAGCCAUUCCGGUUCAUCUUAGUGGACUCGCCGGAUCAGUUCAAGACCGAAUACUGGGAGCGUGUGGUAGCGGUGUUUACGACAGGCCAGACGUGGCAGUUCAGAGGUUACAAGUGGAGGGAGCCACAAGAGCUAUUCUCACACGUGCUAGGUAUCUACGUGGGGGAGAGAGGGUUGCCAGUGCCAAGCGAUGUCAAGAGCUGGGGCAGCAACGUGAAGACUUUCCUGGUAGAUCGAUGGGAUGAGAAAACGCAUGGUGUAGUAGAUCACGAUACUAGAGUGGCACGACGAUGGAAGGACAGGGAGGUUGUAGAAGACUUGUGGCGGACGAUCGAGUCGAGCAUGAAGGGAAAGUCAUUGUGGAAGCGGUGA
Molecule: messenger RNA, 1266 nt
Organism: Cyphellophora attinorum
Lineage: Eukaryota; Fungi; Ascomycota; Eurotiomycetes; Chaetothyriales; Cyphellophoraceae
Product: Cell division control protein 73
Exons: 2
Coding region: 1-1266 (421 amino acids)
Biological process (GO): positive regulation of transcription elongation by RNA polymerase II; transcription elongation by RNA polymerase II
Cellular component (GO): Cdc73/Paf1 complex
Molecular function (GO): RNA polymerase II complex binding
Source: RefSeq, a predicted model, not a curated record